This is a messenger RNA of Cetraspora pellucida, 3020 nucleotides long. NCBI's taxonomy places the organism in Eukaryota, Fungi, Glomeromycota, Glomeromycetes, Diversisporales, Gigasporaceae. The record is from the annotation of a GenBank genome assembly.
AUGGACAAAGAAUUUGAGAAAACAGCUGAAAAACAUGUUAUGUGGCCUCAACAGAUCAAUCCUGAAAUAGCAAAAGAUGCAUUAGCUGAAUUUUAUAAUAACAUAAAUCUUAACAAAUUACACGAAUUACCAUGCACUGUUUGCUCAGGACUUUACAAUUACAAAAGCUACAAAAUAAUCUCUGUAAAUGAGAUUAAUCUUUUUUUACUUAGAUUAUCACAUGAUCUUAUUGAACCAUCAUUUGAAAUUAAUUUUAAUUAUGAACACCCUUAUAUCAAUACUAAUAACAUGUGGUUUGAACCUAUGCCUUUAUGUCUUCAAGAAUUAACCAUACCAGAGCAACUCCUUAUCUCACCUGGUUACUUAUAUAUGAAUCUUAUCCAAUUAACAAAAAGAAAGUAUACCUAUCAUAAACUUAAAGGUUAUAUUAUCACAUUACCACAAAAUCCUAGCUUAUUGCUUAAUAUAUCACCUUUACCCAUAUAUCAGCUUUCUAAAUAUUUAAAAGUACUUCAAGUUUGGAAAAGUAAGAUAUCAACAACACUUAAUUGGUUAUUUUCCCACAAUAAAUUAUUUAAAGAUAAAUUCAGAAUUGACAAAAAUGCAUUAAACCUUUUGCCAGAAGAACACUAUACUGGUUAUGCUCAAGAAGCUUAUCAACAAUCUGAUAGUGAAACUGAUGAUAAGGAUGAUUCUGAGCAUAAUUUAAACAAUUUUAUUAAUAAUGCAAGCGAACUUAGGCCCUCUGGAAUAUUGCAUAUCAAUGAUGUACCUGUUACUAAAAAAGUACUUACUCUGCUUUCAUUUCAAAAAUUAGUAGAAAAAUCUAAUCAACAUUCAAGUAACCAACAAUCUUCAAAUGAAAGUACACCUUCACUCUUUAUUAUGAUUAAUCCAGCUGAUCUUCACAGUCCUAUUGUAAUGAUGUAUGCUGAAAAUGAAAUUGAUAUUGAAAAACUUACCUUUGAAAAUUUCCUAAAAGCUUCUGAAAGUGCUCAACUCACUCAUCUUAAUCCCUCAGCCAUUGCCAAAUAUUUUAAUAUAACCAUUCAUUCAAUUAUAAAUACUUUGAUUGGUUAUAAUAAAGAAAAUGGUGGUGUUCUAGGUUUCAUAAAAAAUUACUAUGGUGUUGUUGAAUAUCAAGAUCAUGUGGGUCAAUCAGAAAUUACAAGUCCACAAGUUUUGGCAUAUCUGUUAGGCAUUCCUGACCAUUAUAUACCAAACAAAUUUGCAUCAAUACAUCUUCAAUUCUUAGAAUUCUAUUUUACAAAAGAAUGUAAAAAACAAUACCAAACCUUCACUAAAGUUUUUGAUGAAUCUGAUGAUGAUUUUAAUGAUGAUUUAGAUACUGAUAAUAUCCAAAAUGCCCAAAAUCUUUUAAAUGAAUCAUUCUUGGUUACAUUCUAUAAUAAUAAAUUAACUGCCAUAAAUUUUCAUAAUAAAACUUAUAUUCAAAUUCAUAGAAAACAAGGUACUAAAAAGAUAGUUGUAUUGUGUGGUAAAGGCAUACCUAAGAAGGAUGAUGUAGAAAAUGCUGAAUUAUAUGGGUUAAACAUCCUUAUGUUGUUUAAACUAUGGAAAACAGUUCAAGAUCUUUAUAGCUUUACUUUAUCUUCUCAUAUAAGGUAUAUAAUUUCAAAUAUUGAAUUAUUACACAGAUGUGUAGAAGAAACAUUUUUAGAUUGUGAAUUAAGAAAAAAAGAUCUAACUGAUCUUUUUGAUGAUAAUGACAAUAAACAGGAUAUUGUUAAUGCUUCUAAUAAUAUGGUAACCUUUAGCCCAGCUGCUAUUAUUAGGUCUGGUCUAAAAGAUGUCAGAACACCAACAAGUAAAUAUAGACUGUCACAAUUAUUACUUUACCUUGCUAGUGCUAGUGGAACUGGCAAAUCUAGAGUAAUUCAUGCAAUUUGUUUAUAUUUUGAAAACAUUUUACAAUGCCAUACCCUUCUUAUAUUAGCUCCUACUGGUAUUGCUGCUGCUAAUGUUUAUGAUAGUACUAUUCAUUCUGCAUGUAAAUUUGGCUUUGGUGAAAAUAGUAAAAAACUAUCUGCUUUAACAGAAGAAUCUUUGCAGCAGCUUCAAGAAUUAUGGUCUGAAAUAGAAUAUGUCAUAAUAAAUGAGAUUUCUAAGAUCGGUCAAAAUCUCCUGACUCAAUUUCACACUUUUAUGAAAAAAUUAAAAGUAACAGAUGAUUUAGUUCCUUUUGCCAGAAUUAACAUCAUGUUUGUUAGUGAUUUUAUGCAAUUACCACUUGUAUUAGAUUCUGACUUAUAUAUGCCAGAUAAGAUUACCUGUCUUUCAUCAUGUAAUCCCCAAACUACCAUGUCUACUACUACCUCUAGUAUCCAGGAUUCAUCUAAAUCUAAAAAAAGAAAACCAGAUUGUAGAAAUGCUAUCUUUCUUAUAACAAGAAAUGACCUUUAUGUCCAACUUAAUUUUGAUGCCACAAGAGAGCAUGAUUAUUAUAAUAACCAACCGCUUAUUUAUUCUUGUGCAUACAAUACACGUUGUGGUAUAUUACCUUUAUCUAUUAAUAUAAAAGUUGUUAUAACUAUCAAUAUUUGUGCAAAUGAUAACUUGGCAAAUGGUUUACAAGGAAUUCUUCAAAAAAUUGUAUAUGAUAAAGACUCAAUUGAUCCUUUGCCUUGUGAUAAAAAUAAGGUAAUAUUAAAAAGUCCACCAAAAUAUGUCAUUGUCAAACUAAUAGAUAGAGCACCAGGUUCUUAUCAAGACCUUCAACCCAAUCAUGUACCUAUAUACCCUGUUAAACAUGCCUGUGUACAAACUAUUUGGAAAUGUGAUGGGUCAAAAAUUCAAAGAAGGUUUCAACAAUUUCAGCUUCUUUUAACUCUUGCAUUUGUGUUCACUGACUAUAAAUGCCAAGAAAGAACUCUUCACAAAGUGAUUGUUAAUCUUAUAGGCAGUAAUACAAGCAAUGAUAUAUGGAUUUCACCUGCACUUUGUGCUGAAUUUAAUAAACUUGAUAAAUGCAUACAGAGAACUAAUCAAUUAAAAGAGUG